Salvelinus fontinalis (brook trout) is the source of this 1815-nucleotide messenger RNA. RefSeq names its product dual specificity mitogen-activated protein kinase kinase 2-like. Bases 142 to 1269 code for a protein of 375 amino acids. Gene Ontology annotation, molecular function: protein kinase activity; ATP binding. The transcript is spliced from 13 exons. Lineage: Eukaryota; Metazoa; Chordata; Actinopteri; Salmoniformes; Salmonidae. Gene Ontology annotation, biological process: protein phosphorylation. The record is from RefSeq and is a predicted model, not a curated record.
CCACAGUUGACAGUGCAUGUCAGAGAGGAAACUAGACCAUGAAGUCUGAGGAACUGAGUUUACAACACAAUCCUGCCAUACAUACUUUUUUUGGGAUAAUCAGCCUCUUCUCUGCUGGCCUGUCGUCUGCUUCUGAACACCAUGGAUGGUCAAGUCCAGAUUAUCACACAGGCUAAUCUGGAGGCUCUACAGAAGACGCUGGAAGAGUUGGAUCUAGAUGAGCAGCAGAUGAAGCACUUGGAGGCUUUCCUCACCCAGAAAGCCAAAGUGGGCGAGCUGAAAGACGAUGACUUCCACCGCAUCUGUGAGCUGGGCACUGGCAAUGGAGGCGUGGUCAACAAGGUGUGCCACAAACCCUCAGGCCUGGUCAUGGCCAGAAAACUGAUCCAUCUGGAGAUCAAGCCAGCCAUCAGAAACAAGAUCGUCAGAGAGCUACAGUUGCUACAUGAGUUAAACUCGCCCUACAUCGUUAGUUUCUACGGGGCCUUCUACAGCGACGGAGAAAUCAGCAUCUGCAUGGAACACAUGGAUGGGGGCUCCCUGGACCAGGUGCUGAAGGAGGCCAAGAGGAUCCCUGAGGAGAUCCUAGGGAAAGUCAGCAUUGCGGUUCUCAGAGGGUUAGCCUAUAUACGAGAAAAACACCAGAUCAUGCACAGAGAUGUGAAGCCCUCUAACAUCCUGGUGAACUCUCUUGGGGAGAUCAAGUUGUGUGACUUUGGUGUGAGUGGACAGCUCAUAGACUCCAUGGCCAACUCCUUUGUGGGAACACGCUCCUACAUGGCGCCGGAGCGAUUGCAGGGCACCCAUUACUCUGUUCAGUCUGACCUGUGGAGUAUGGGCCUGUCUCUGGUGGAGCUGUCUAUCGGCCGGUACCCCAUCCCCCCUCCUGACGCCAAGGAGCUGGAGACCAUCUUCGGCCGGCCCAUCAUGGAUGGGACCGAGGGAGUCAUGCACCGCAGCACCUCACCCAAACCCCCCGGGGGCAGACCUGCCAGCAGCCAUGGUCCUAUGAUGGCCAUCUUUGAGCUGCUGGACUACAUUGUCAACGAGCCUCCCCCUGAACUGCCCCAUGGAGUAUUCACUUCUGAUUUCCAUGACUUUGUGACUAGAUGUCUCAUCAAGAACCCAACAGACCGGGCUGACCUGGAUAUGCUGAUGAGCCACACGUUUAUCAAGCGCGCUGAGGUAGAGGAGGUGGACUUUGCUGGCUGGCUCUGUAAAACCAUUGGGCUGAACCAACCCAGCACUCCCCCAAGCACUGCAGACUAGACACACACACACACAGUGGCCUGUGGAUACACAAGCAGCCUCUACAACCACAUGUUUACAAAAACACUUUCCUUGUCAGCCCCCUUUCCUCUCAGGUGAUCCUGGUAUGAACUGGCCCUUGUCAGUCACUCUCCUCUGUCAGAAACAAGCCCAAAGUUACAACCUUAACAUUGCUUCAAUGGUGUGGUUAGGGCAACCCCUCACUGUCUGAUUCCCCUAUCAGACCGUCAAAGCGGUCUGGCUGUUGUAGUCUGCAGUAUCAAUAGUGUGGCAUCAGGGAGCUUCAUUACCCUGGACGAGAUGUAUACAGACUCAGGCGGUGAACUCUUAACUCACAAUCUUCACAGUUGGCAAAGUUUUGGUUUUGACAUGUAUCUACAGUGCCUUCAGAAAAUAUUCACAUCCCUGGACUUUGUCCACAUUUUGUUACAGCCUGAAUUUAAAAUGGAUUAAGUUUAGAUUUGUCACUGAUCUACACAAAAUACCCCAUAAUGUCAGUGGAAUUGUUUCUCAAUGUAUUAAAAAUUAAAAGCUGAAAUGUCUUUA